Molecule: messenger RNA, 2109 nt
Organism: Glarea lozoyensis ATCC 20868
Lineage: Eukaryota; Fungi; Ascomycota; Leotiomycetes; Helotiales; Helotiaceae
Product: Metalloproteases (zincins), catalytic
Exons: 3
Coding region: 1-2109 (702 amino acids)
Biological process (GO): proteolysis; peptide metabolic process
Cellular component (GO): mitochondrial intermembrane space
Molecular function (GO): metalloendopeptidase activity
Source: RefSeq, a predicted model, not a curated record
AUGCCAGCCCCCAUCUUCCGCACGCCUCCUCAGCUGCCCAUCGCGUUUUGCCAUACACCUGAAAGUUUAUUCCGGAUUACCCAGGAAGUGGUUGCUGCAUCUAGGAAGAAUUUCGAUCGAAUAGCGCAAUUGGGUGAGGAUGCGGUGGAUUUUGAACGCGGGGUGCUGCCGAUUGCGCAUCAGGAGAAUGAACUCACGAAUCAUGGAUCGCUGACGGGGUUUUAUAAGUAUGUGGCGCCUGAAAGGGAGCUGAAAGAUGCGUCGGUUGCGGCGGAUAGGAUAUGGACUGCUUAUGCGAGGGAGGUGACGAUGAGGGAGGAUUUGUUUAAGAUUAUUGAUGGUGUGUAUGUUACUCAGCAUGAUUUGGAUGAUGAGUCGAGACAUUAUUUGGAGAGGAAGAGGACGGGAUUGCUGAGGAAUGGAUUGGGGAUUCGACAUCGACAGUCGAGGAAUUAUUUCGAGGUGCUUCAGAAUCGGAUUGAUUCUCUGUCGUUGCAAUGUAGUCGUCAUAUCAGAGAAGAUGAUAGUGGAUUGUGGUUUACCCCAGAGGAACUCGAAGGAUUACCGCAAACAUCACUUUGGCGACUACGACAAGGCCGAACUGGUACAGAGAACGAGGGCAAAUUCUGGUUGUCUUUCAACACUGUGGAUUUGAACUUCGCACUAACAUAUGUGGAAAAUCCUGAGAUUCGAAAACGCAUUUUCAUAGGCAGCGAGAACCGGUGUCAUAAAAACACACCAAUAGUCGAAGAAAUCAUCUAUCUACGAGCAGAAACUGCAGCAUUGCUAGGAUUUGAUCAUCACGUGGAUUUUAUGACAGCAGACAGGAUGAUGGAUUCCAAAAGCAUUGAAUCUUUCCUCGGAAAUCUAAGCUCGCAAGUAUCGGCAACGGCGGAGUCAGAAAGAUAUCUCAUGUCCAUUCUAAAACGUGCGGAUCUCGAGGCUAGAGGGAUAUGUCACCUCAAAAUAGACGAGCGAAUCUACCUCUGGGACGAAAAAUACUAUGCUCGGCUUUUGAAAGAAAAUAAUCACUAUUUCAACGAAGCGCGUCUAGCUGAAUACUUCCCCUUGGAAAACACACUUAAAGAACUCUUGAAACUAGUAGAAGAAUUCUUUGGUAUCGUGUUUGAAGAAAUAUCGGCCGAAUGGGGUGCGAUUCUCAUGUCCGAAAUCAACGAACUGCCAUCCUCAUUCCUUUGGCACCCAGAUGUAAAGGUUUACGCGGUAUACAAUGAACCAGCAAUGAACAACGAGUUCCUAGGAUACUUUUACAUGGAUCUGCUUCGUCGUCCAGGAAAAUGCGAUCAUCCAUGCAACGUAACCUUCCAAGCCGGCUUCACAACUUCCACCGGUCAACCCCACUACCCAAGCACCUGUCUCCUAACCUCCUUCCCCCCACCCACACCCACCCAACCCACGCUAUUACGGCACCACAAUCUCAUCUCCCUAAUCCACGAGCUCGGCCACGGAAUCCACUACCUCCUCGGCCGCACCGCCUACGCCUCCACCUACGGCACAUCCACCUCCAAAGACUUCGUCGAGAUCCCCAGCAAGCUCCUCGAGAACUGGGCAUGGGAACCAACCAUCCUAUCUCGACUCUCUCGGCACUACACUUACCUCCCAAGCCCCUCCCCUCCAACGCCGCCUAACUCUCCCCCCACUCCACGACCAGACGAAAAGGCUCCGCCAGAAUUAUUAAACAAGUUAAUCGCAUCGCGCAAUUUCAACGCCGCGACCGCGACGCAGAAACAACUCCAUCUCGCUGUCUUCGACAACAUAAUCCAUUCCCGCCGUAUCGCUCCGGGAGAUUUGGGGAAGUUGUAUAAUUCGCUGAGACGCGAUAUCACGGGACUCAUUGGGGUAGAAGAGGGAUGUGGGUUUGCACGGUUUGAACAUCUUUUUAUUGGGUAUGAUGCUGGGUAUUAUUGUUAUAGUUUGGCGAAAAGCUUGGCGACGGAGAUUUAUGCGCAGAAGUUCGUGCAGGAUCCGUUGAAUGGGGUGGAGGGGAGACGGUAUCGGCGGAUGGUGUUGGAGAAGGGGGGAGGUAGGCCUGAGAGGGAGGUUUUGGAGGAGUAUUUGGGGAGGAGGUUGAGGUUUGAGGGUGUGUGA